Molecule: messenger RNA, 2213 nt
Organism: Petromyzon marinus (sea lamprey)
Lineage: Eukaryota; Metazoa; Chordata; Hyperoartia; Petromyzontiformes; Petromyzontidae
Source: RefSeq, a predicted model, not a curated record
AUGCAUCUUUUGAACAACAUCGGAUGCCGGUUGCUCUUGUAUAGCAUAAACCUCUUCCGAACUCUGAGCAUCAGCUUUACUUUGUUACUGAGCCUCUUUCAAUUUAAUAAGUUGCAAAACUCAACUCCAUCAGGAGGUUACCACUUAUACUUCGGCAUAGGAACAAUAAUAUUGGUGGAUGGCUUUGGCGCAUUUGCCAUCGUGACCAUGAACGUGCUUAUUUUGAAGAUACUUUGGAAACACCAUGAAAUGGUUGCAGCCAGAGGGUGGGUUCACAACGCCAACCACAUGGCCACCCUUAACGCUGUGAAAAUUGUCGCAUGCUUGCUCAUCACUUACAUAAUUUGCUGGAGUAUCAAUAUUAUUAUACGAAUAUUGCUCAUGCGUUUCGGUGCAUCUCUAUCAGCCAUCCCGAUGGCAGACAUCGCAUCAGUAUUUUCUUCACUAUACUACUCAUUCAGUCCGUUUAUAAUUAUCUUCGGUCGUUCCUCAAUACAGAAGAAGAUUCACAACAUACUUAUUCGAUGUCCUUUUAUCAGAAAGUAUACCUCUGAAGUAAGUGAAGUAAGUAUAAAAGGACACGAUCAAAGAAACCAAAACCUCACCAAAGCAACUGAAAUUCAGCUUGAGUAGACUUAUUUGUAAAUAACAUGUUGUGUGAAUCAUAACAAAACGCGGUGUAUAAUUUGUGAGUGUAGUGGAUAACAACAAAGGGUGAACCACAAAUAAUUUUUUUUCUACUUCAGUAUAUUUUGUUAAUGCAUUAUGGAAAGCCUGAAGAACGUGCGUGGGGAUCUACAAACCUUGCUCCAAAAAACGUAAUCCACUGUGGACCUUUUUAGACUUAACGUCACUGCCAGAUAUCACGCAAGUCGAAGAACAUUGUUAUUCUUGAAGGAAUAUAUUACGAUAACAACUCACGAAGAUUACUGAGAUAAUUAGGAACUGGAUUGAGUAAUAGACAAUUUAGAGGUCAACCAAUCGUGAGCCCAGGAUUGAUUGACAAAAGUGUGUCUAUUAUUGUACUCUCAAUCAGAUGAUAAAAACUAAAAUUUAAAUACAAUUUUCCCUGCUUUUUAGAAUGUGGAGGGGCAUUUGAUUCAGUGAAAAUUGGUGCAUUCAUCCAAGGCUCUCAAAGCCAAUGCCUUAAAGGAAUUUUAUAUAAAUCACCAAAACCAUUAAUAAAGUCGAACUGCGACUUUCAAAAUCUUUAUUAACAGCGACAGAUUGCAUAAAGGCCUUUUCAAAAUACAAUUCAGAAGAGGAGUCAGACAAGAUCAUCAUCAUCAUCUACUAUCAAUACACUGCUGGAUACAGGCCUCCCCAAGCACAAAUCCAUACAGCUGAUGUCAUCUCUCCAUCUCCAUUGUGGGCAUCUUCACCAGGGUGUAUUCACUCAUCGGGCUGCCACUCCAUCAUUAGUCUCGAGCACUGGACAUGGUCACUUGAUGAAACUGCGGGGAUAUGUUAGAAGGCCUUAAUAGAGAGGCUGCACAUGUAGGUUUAGGAUAAAGUUCACGAAACACUUGAAAAUAUCUGUCAGAGGGACACUAUUAGAAAAAAAUAACAGCAUAUGCAUAACUAGGACAGAUAUUAAAAUCAGAUCAGAAUAAAAAUGAUGCAAGGACACAAACAAGAGGGGACGGGAGUGCUUUUGGCAAGCUGAACUUGAUCGUGAAAAGCAACAUAAAAAAUUAAACUAAUCAGUGCAUAGUACCUGCUGGAUCGGAAACACGAACAUUAGCAAAGGAAAUGGAACAACGACUAUCAGUGCAAAGAAACAUGAAUAGAAGAAUGCUUGGAAUUACACUGAGAGGGAAAGAGGAACACAUGGAUUAGAGAACACAAGCAAGUUAAAAAGAUAACUCAACCGAGGAGAUGGAGUGAUGAAAUCAGAUCAUGUGCAGGUGUUGGGCGAAAUGUUACAUCACCGGAUUGCGGGAGAUGGAAGUGGCUUGGUGCAGCCUUCAUUCAUUAACGGAUUGAUCAUGACGAAUGAUGAUGAUGAGGAUUGGUUAAGAUUGUUUUCAGGUUUAAAAAUUUUACUUUGAGGUAUACUCCUUUUUAUGUGUUCAGGCUUAUGAUCUUCAGUGUUUAUUUAAAAAAAUCCUUCAUGUGUUUCCUUUCAUCACUAGUUUUUUUUUAUUCCCACUUUCUUUGUGUUUUGGGAACACCACCCAAAGAUGAUUGCACACUCAGCUCUCAUCCUGAAA